Molecule: messenger RNA, 1788 nt
Organism: Polypterus senegalus (gray bichir)
Lineage: Eukaryota; Metazoa; Chordata; Cladistia; Polypteriformes; Polypteridae
Product: zona pellucida sperm-binding protein 4-like
Exons: 12
Coding region: 166-1773 (535 amino acids)
Biological process (GO): prevention of polyspermy; binding of sperm to zona pellucida
Cellular component (GO): egg coat
Molecular function (GO): acrosin binding; structural constituent of egg coat
Source: RefSeq, a predicted model, not a curated record
UCUUCGUUUGGACUGAUCUGUCCGAUGCCGUGACGUGCUGAUUGCUCAGUUAAGCCGCACGAGCAGAAGAAGUGCCGCCAACUGUCUGGGCUCAAGCCGUCGCCGAUGAUUUAAACCCGCGCGCGCUCUCGUUCAUGUUGCAUUCCUGUUUCGCGCAUUCACAGCAUGGCACGUUUGGAUUGCUGUUGUUUUUGCUGGAUGGUCUUGUGCAUGAUUGCUGCUCGAUUUGUGUCAGGGGAUGUGUUUGUGACUAAGAAAUGCGACGGUUUUCAGACGAUGACCCUGUCAUUUGAUGGCUCUCCGACUGUUUUUCUUCAGAAGACAAGGGGCGGACAGGUAAAGGUGACCAAAGAUCUCCCAGGAAUCGUUGUCCAUGUUAAGUCUGGUCGCACUACACUGACGGUGCCCUUUUCUUCCCGGUAUGGUUACGUGGCUGAGGAAAGUUCCCAGUAUGUCGUGGUCAUUUCCUUUGGACAUGCCUCUAAUUGGAGAACCUUCACAUGCCCUAAACUAUAUCGGUUUGCUGCUCCUGCUGUUUAUAUAUUGGCUAUAAACACUGUACCUGAGAGAUGUGCAGUAGCAGAUAGUGAGAAGUUCCCUUGUGGAGGGUCUUCAUCCAUCACUCAAGUGGACUGUGAAGCCAACAACUGUUGCUACGAUUUGAGCAGCAGCACCAGUCCAUGCUACUAUGCCAAUGAUGUGACUGUGCAGUGCACCCAGGAUGGCCAGUUUGUGGUGGUGGUGUCUGAAAAUGUGACCCUUCCUCCCCUGGAUCUUGGGUCCCUUCAGUUGGUGGACAGCAGUUCCCCCAGCUGCAGCCCUGUGACCAGCCGGUCCAGCUUUGUCAUGUACCAGUUUCCAGUCAGUGCCUGUGGCAGCACAGUUCAGCUGGCUGGUGGCAAUGUGACUUACCAGAACACCAUGUCUGCUGCCAUCACUGUGAGGACUGGUCCAGAGGGCUCCAUCACCAGGGACAGUGUCUACAAGUUGUUCUUCCAGUGCACCUACUCGGGAAGCCAGGAUGUGCGAGUGGAGGCUGAGGUGUAUACUGUGGCGCCACCUCUUCCAGUAGUAGAGCAAGGGCCAUUUGACCUGGAAUUAGUCAUUGCUACAGAUUCCUCCUAUGGCUCCUACUAUGUGGAUGCUGACUACCCUGUGACCAAAACUCUGAGGGAUCCUGUGGCUGUGGAAGUGCACAUCGUGAACAGGACUGACCCUAACCUUGUUCUGACUCUUGGGGACUGCUGGGUCACUCCAGGACCUUCUGCUUCCAGCCAGCCCCAGUGGAGCCUUCUGGUGAAUGGGUGCCCAUACACGGGGGACAACUACUUGACCAGCUUGGUGACUGUGGACAGCACUUCUGGAGUGGCCUACCCAAGUCAUUACAAGAGAUUUGUCUUUGAGAUGUUCACUUUUGUGGACCCUGUAGCUUGGCAAGCCUUGGCUGAAAAGAUCUUCAUCUACUGUGUUGCUGCUGCCUGCUAUCCCUCUGCCACAGACCCCUGUACUCAGAGCUGCCCUGUAAGAAGAUCUGGCAGAGCUGCAGACAAGUUGGCACGAAUUGCUUCAUCCAGGAAGAAUGUGCUCCUUUACAGUGGUCCUGUGGUCUUUGAGGCUGACCAGGUGACAUCAUCCAGGCUGGAGCAGGAAGACUCUCUUCCCACUGGAUACCACGGGCUGGUAGCUGCUGCUGCCAUGUUGAUGGUAGUCCUUGUUUUGGCUGUAGUUGCUUUGAGGAGGCUGAACCAGCAGAAAGUUAAUCUGAAAUUUUAAUAAAGGCUCUUUUAC